UUUCUACUAGUCGUAUCUGUAUAUCAGCUCAAAAAAAGGCUCCAGUAUUGGUAUUUUUUGAACUACCUUUUGAAGAAUCUGGCAAGCAAAAAGCCAAAUAUCAUCUGUGUCUUCAUGAAAAAUAUCUUAUUUUAACCUAUAGUAGCACUACUAGCUUGCACAAUUAUAUUAUAAACAUUUAUCAUAUCAACAUCUUCAAGGCAGGCAGUUUUGAUAAUCUUAUAUCUAUAGUUCCUCAGUCAAAUGAAAGUGUUUUUAGGAAAGCAUUGGUUAAGUAG
This is a messenger RNA of Racocetra persica, 278 nucleotides long. NCBI's taxonomy places the organism in Eukaryota, Fungi, Glomeromycota, Glomeromycetes, Diversisporales, Gigasporaceae. The record is from the annotation of a GenBank genome assembly.